CAGCGUAGCAAUGAUCUGUAACAUUGUUCAAUUCAGUCCACUGCAAGCGUGCGUAAACCCCUCCCCCUCAAUGUACGGGAAUUUUUGGUGGCUCGGAUGAUGUCUCAAUUAUAUUUUCAGGGGAAACGCCUAGCUGUUGAUGGUAUCUAGGGUUUGUAACAGCUGAUUUAAGGCGACUGCGUAGAGCUGAAGAGCCGCAGCAGCCACCAUGGUCAAGACAAGAACGCCUCAACUCACUGUCAAGAGGGGAAUUAUACUGUCAACGUGAGGACAUUUUUGUAAACGCAAACUGUAUGAUCAAGCAGGACUAUCUGGAACGAUUUUCAGCUCCUGGCCUGAAAGGCAGUUGCGUUGCGCGUGCUAGCCAAACAAUAAUCAACCGAGAACACUUGUAUUCUUGUUUUGUUCGGAGAAAACCCCACAUGAUGAAAUUCAAGCCCAAUCAGACAAGGACCUAUGACGGAGAGGGAUUCAAAAAACGGGCAGCGUGUCUUUGUUUUAAGAACGACCGGGAGGACGAGGUCUUGCUUGUUAGCAGCAGUCGGCACCCAGAUCAAUGGAUCGUUCCCGGAGGAGGGAUGGAGCCAGAAGAGGAGCCCGGCGGAGCUGCGGUUCGAGAGGUCUAUGAGGAGGCUGGUGUAAGGGGCACUCUUGGCAGGCUGCUCGGGGUGUUUGAGCAGAACCAGGACAGCAAGCAUCGGACCUUUGUGUACGUGCUUACUGUAACAGAGACACUUGAAGACUGGGAGGACUCAGUCAAUAUUGGUCGGAAGCGAAAAUGGUUCAAAAUUGAUGAGGCUAUCCAAGUGCUGCAGUGCCAUAAACCUGUCCAUGCGGAGUAUCUUCACAAGCUCAGUCCUCACUGCAGCCCCACAAACGGCAACUCUCAGGAGCCAGUAAGCACAGAUGAUAAUGCCCCCCUCCACCAAACAGCCUCACUGGACUGUGGACUGGCCCGUUUACAAAGAUAGAACUGCUAACAGAAGGAACCAAUGCAGAAUAUGUUUUAGGAGGAAAACUAUCCUUGGACUGGAAAGGACAAUUUUGCAUGUAAACGUUUUUUAAUGAUUACAAUUUGAAAACUUGAAAACUUCAAAAUGUAGAAACCAAAGGCUGGCUGUGAAAUGCCUAAAACCUUCGGGUCAAUAAGAAGGAGAGCUAUUUUCCCCAUGUUUCAUUGGUAAACAAUCAUCUCAAGCCAAGCAAGAUAAAGUUAUUAGGAGUUUAAGUCGCAGAUUCAAGGAUAUGGUGGAUGUUUUGGAAAUAUUAUUUGAUAGAAGGUUUGGGGGGAUGAAGACCGUAAUGAUGGAUGUGUACAAUUGUAAUGCCAAGUUUUACAGUGGGUAAAGAAUUUGGACAUUGUUUAGAACAUAUGAUUGUGCUGACUCUUUUGAAAUGCUAACUAUUUAUAUCUAAUAGAUGGGUAUUUGCUAAAUAAAAAAUAUUUGCAACUUGAUGAACCAAAUGGGGAAAAAAAGAUCUCAUUUUCUUGAGAUAUGUUGAAAUCAUGAAUUAUAUUGUUUGUAAAUGGUUCUAAAAGAGGAUUUUGGGUGCUGGUAAUUUAUAUAGAUUCCUUCGUCACAAAUUAAUAUAGGGUUAACAUGCUGUGAAAGUCUUUUCUCAGUUUGGUCUUAAAUGUGAACUUUCCACAUUAAACAGAGCAAUCUGGUUACCCCCAUUUCUCUUUGCACUGAAAGAUUACAUUUGCCCACCAAAAUUGCAGUUUAUAUAGUCUGUAAUGUGAUGUACUAAAUAUUUUAUAAAAUGAAUAGGCAAAACUCCCAAUGUUUCUUUCUAUGUUUUAUUUAAAUGGCAACAGAAAUGCAAUUGUAUAUAUAAUUAUGAGAAGAUUUUAUACUACUAGAAUGCAAUCUUGAGGUUGUCUAAGCAAAAAUAGCUGGAGGAAUUGUAAAAGUAGACAUUUGUUUUACUCUGUUUUGUAGACAGUGAAUACUAUAUGGAAUUCGCUGAACCACAAUGGGAUAAGAUGCCAAACUGUUUUAAUAUGACUGUGUAUGGUAAAUAAGCAUAUCUUUCCUCAGAGGAAAGAUUGCAUGUCAGGUUGUAAAUAUGUUAUAAUAUUCAUAAAUUUCAGCUUCUAAGUAGUAGUUUAUUAAGUAUAAUGAGUUUCACAUGAGUUUUUAUAGACUAAGUUAAAGGAUUGCACUGCUAUGAAAAGCAAGCACCUCAGCUCUUGUUUAUGUACAAGGCUCAAUAAAACACUGUUUAAUAUGUGUAAAACAAUUUCCUAUUGUGAUUUGAAAGAAAUGACAAAAAUGCUUAUUUCUGUCCACUUUGAGAAAAUCAAAAAAAUCUGAAAAAUUAUUUCUUUUGGAAUAAACUCAUCACUGUUUCAA
Xyrauchen texanus (razorback sucker) is the source of this 2357-nucleotide messenger RNA. RefSeq names its product nudix (nucleoside diphosphate linked moiety X)-type motif 4a (gene nudt4a). Gene Ontology annotation, biological process: diadenosine pentaphosphate catabolic process; diphosphoinositol polyphosphate metabolic process; diadenosine hexaphosphate catabolic process. Bases 294 to 971 code for a protein of 225 amino acids. The record is from RefSeq and is a predicted model, not a curated record. The transcript is spliced from 5 exons. Gene Ontology annotation, molecular function: endopolyphosphatase activity; bis(5'-adenosyl)-hexaphosphatase activity; diphosphoinositol-polyphosphate diphosphatase activity. NCBI's taxonomy places the organism in Eukaryota, Metazoa, Chordata, Actinopteri, Cypriniformes, Catostomidae. Gene Ontology annotation, cellular component: nucleus; cytoplasm.